CGUUGAAUAUUUUUCAACCUGUGUAAUUUACAAUACUCUUGCUAGCUCAAAGCUGAGCCUACAAUAUCUCGUAUUUUUGCUGCUUUAGAAAAUGUCGAUCUUGACGACAAAAUAUCUGUCAGUCAGUACAAUCUGAAAUGGAGGAUUUUGACCUGUAUCCCCCUUUUGCGAAGAGAUCAAAGGAAGUGAAUCGUUACAGUGAAGAGACUGAAGAGACUCUCCUGAGGAGAGAAAUGCAUGUGCCGAGCCCUGACGAGUCUUACGGAUAUGAAUCUGUUCAUGAGUCACAACUAACGUUAAAUAUAGAUGUAGGUCUGCCUGCUGGACUGGUGGGCAGACACAACGCAGCGAGUGAAUGCCUGACCCACGAGAUGCUGCCGCGGCCUUCACAGCUGAUGGGCAGGAGGAGGAGAGACCAGAUGUUCCACAAACAUGCUGCAAACGUUCUGCAGCAUAUAGGAGACCUGAGGACGAGACAGCGUCAUAUAAAUGAGUUGAAGGGGGACAGAUGGUGGGGUGCCACAGCCACGGAGACCAGAGUUCCGCAGCAAUUCACGGAGAUCAGGAAUGAACAGCAUCUUGGUCCUACAGCUGAUUUCUUAUUCACAGGUUGCGAGCAGGUGCUUGAUCUGGCUCCAGGAGGAAACCCCAUGAUGUCAUUUGUUGAAGGAACAGCUCAUAGAUCGUUCGCGAUGGCCCCUGCUUGUGGCACGAUGAAUUCUGAGAUAUCUGCUGGGGUUCUCAGAAGUGAUUAUGACGAAAUGGUCUUUCAAAACAUACAGUUAUAUCAUUGAUAGAAAUGAGUCUCAGCUGAUUGAGUUUUGUAUUGGCUAAUAUAGGUUUCUUCUUUUGGUCAUAUGUACUGACGAAUUUAAGCAUGUAAUUGUAGUUGCUGUUAUGGUAAAAAAUGUUUUCUGAGCAGUGUGUAUAUGAAAAGUUCCUUAUGUUCCGUAACAGUUUACAGUUGGUGAUACUGUAGAUGUGGUGAAUAACUUAAAGAAGAAAAGUCAAAGACCACAUAUGACCACAAGACCAAAACCAAUGGAAGUUGGUCAUUUACAAAUGAAUUGUAUAAGGAAAAUAGAUUGUUACUGCAUUGCCAU
Messenger RNA from Triplophysa rosa, 1103 nucleotides. RefSeq lists its product as uncharacterized. Bases 138 to 794 code for a protein of 218 amino acids. The transcript has 6 exons. The record is from RefSeq and is a predicted model, not a curated record. Lineage: Eukaryota; Metazoa; Chordata; Actinopteri; Cypriniformes; Nemacheilidae.